Molecule: messenger RNA, 806 nt
Organism: Notothenia coriiceps (black rockcod)
Lineage: Eukaryota; Metazoa; Chordata; Actinopteri; Perciformes; Nototheniidae
Product: serine protease HTRA3-like
Exons: 2
Coding region: 360-806 (148 amino acids)
Biological process (GO): regulation of cell growth; regulation of signal transduction
Cellular component (GO): extracellular region
Molecular function (GO): insulin-like growth factor binding
Source: RefSeq, a predicted model, not a curated record
GCCGGCUCACUGCAGUCGAGGCGCUCACUCUGCAGAGUGGAUGUGAGUGGAUCCCUGCCUGUGCAAAGGAAAAGACAGAAAAACCUCAGUCACUCUCCACUGGAUAUCCUCGCCUCUGGACGCACUUUUACGCGCGGCUCCAAGAUAUAAACAAGCUGCACCAUCCAAGUUAACAUCAUCAGGAUCGCUUUACUCUGAUGUAUGUUGCAACAUCGAGGAGCCAUUUGUCUUUCUGUUCUUUAUGCUUCUGGAUUUCCAUCUGCAAAGUCUCCAGAAAGUGAUGAGUCGUGCCAAACCGGGGAGUAUGAUCUCUGCGUAAACUUAUUUUUCGUUUAUCCGAACCAAACCCUCCGUUAGAAAUGCAGAUCCUGCUGUACACCGCUGUGCUCCUGUACCUCCAGGAGCGUGCCAGCGCAGAGCCAAAAGCCAAGUGUCCCACGCGCUGCGAUGUGAGUACCUGUCCGAGUCCUAGCUGCCCCAGCGGCUACGUGCCCGACCGCUGCAACUGCUGCCUGGUGUGCGCGCAGGCCGAGCUGGAGCCGUGCGGCCGCAAGGAGGACCUGCCCUGCGGGGACGGGCUGGAGUGCAAACAGCCCAACAGCAAGCGGCUCUCCAAGGGCUUCUGCCGGUGCAAGUUCAGGAACGACGUAUGUGGCAGCGACGGGAAGUUGUACGGCAACGUGUGCCAGCUGAAGGCCACCAGCAGGAAGGCUCUGCAGCAGGGACAUCCGGGCAUCACCCAGAUCCAUAAGGGACCGUGUGAGAACAGCACAGGCAACCAGCAAGUCCACUGGUUGAAAAAAUAA